Molecule: messenger RNA, 817 nt
Organism: Asparagus officinalis (garden asparagus)
Lineage: Eukaryota; Viridiplantae; Streptophyta; Magnoliopsida; Asparagales; Asparagaceae
Product: universal stress protein PHOS32
Exons: 4
Coding region: 83-571 (162 amino acids)
Source: RefSeq, a predicted model, not a curated record
UAUUGGCGAAAUCACGAGACGGCGAAGGAAGACCGAGAAGGGAAAAAGAAAAAAAGAAGAAGAAGAAGAAGAAGAAGAAAAGAUGGGAGGAGAUAGAAGGAUCGGGGUGGCGCUGGACUUCUCGAAGAGCAGCAAGAGGGCCCUUGAAUGGGCGGUGGACAACCUCCUCGACGCGGGCGACUCCUUGAUCGUCCUCCACGUCAUGCCCGACGAAGGCGACGAAUCCAAGCACGCGCUCUGGUCCAAAUCUGGAUCUCCUUUGAUUCCGCUGACGGAGUUUAGAGAUCCGGCGGCGGCGAAGCACUACGGUCUGGAGACCGAUAUUGAGGUUCUUGAUUUGCUCGACACCGUCUCGAGGCAGAAGCAGGUUACGAUCGUGAUGAAGCUGUACUGGGGGGAUGCGAGGGAGAAGCUGUGCGAAGCGGUGCCCGAUCUGAAGCUGGAUUCGUUGGUGAUGGGGAGCAGAGGCCUCAGCCAGCUCCGGAGGAUUCUGCUGGGCAGCGUGACAAGCUACGUCUUGACAAAUGCACCGUGUCCAGUGACUAUCAUCAAAGAUCCAGUCAAGCACUAAUUGAUGAUAAUCACUCUCAAUUCGCUUGAGGGGACUGUUAAAGAGAUGCGGAAUUCCUAAUGACACGCAUGUGGACUUCUGUAAUUCAUAUGUUCUUAAUAAUGUGGGGAGAUGGGAGAAGGAUUUUGCAUUCGUGAAACUUGUAUGCAUUCGUGAAACUUGUAUGUGUGGUACUCUGAAUAUUUGCGAGAUUUCGCUAAUAAUAAAUAAGAUGUGUGUUGAUCGGCUGCUUUCUUGCUGGGCGUA